UGCAUGGAGUACAUAACGGGCAAACGGGGAGGUGCACCAUAUUUUCUCAGUGAUUUUAUGACUUGAUUGUAAUCUGGGAAAGUCGUCAACAGUUUUUUGUAGGACUUUUUAAACAGUCGUCUCGAGCAUUAUUUCAUAUUUAACGUGUUGCUAAACGUUCCUGUUUCGUAGUGCUGCAAACAACCAACGACAGGCCUCGAUCUCACAGCAGGGUUCCAUUGCUGAGCGGUAUGCCUAAGGAGGACUCCGACAAGCCACCAUGUGGGGAGAACAAGCAGGGCGACCCCAGUAAGGCGAGGGAUGCUGCAGAGAGCCUGGAACCCUCUGAGCAGUCUCUGAAGAAAAGGAUUCGACAAAGCACCCCCAGUCCUCACCGGGGCAACACCCCUCACUCAAGUCCACCGAGGUUUGUGUCAGUGGAGGAGCUGAUGGAAACGGCCAAGGGCGUGACUAACAUGGCCCUGGCACAUGAGAUUGUAGUGAACGGGGGCUUUCAGGUCAAACCUUCACAGCCAUCUGAAGGCAGUUUGGAGAAGAGGGUGAAGGAGAUUGUGCACAAAGCAUUCUGGGACUGUCUGGAAGCACAGCUGAGUGAAGACCCACCCUCAUAUGACCAUGCCAUCAAGCUGCUGGGGGAGAUCAAGGAGACACUGCUGUCUUUCCUGUUGCCGGGACACGGGCGCCUACGGCACCAGAUAGAGGAGGCGCUGGACCUGACACUUAUCCAGCAGCAGGCUGAAAAUGGUGCCCUGGAUAUCGGCAAGGUGGCCUCAUUUGUCAUCGACAUGAUGGGAAUGCUGUGUGCCCCCUCCCGAGAUGAGGAGAUCCAGAAGUUGCGAGACAUCACCGCUAUUGUUCCCCUCUUCAAGGCCAUAUUCUCUGUGAUGGACUUGAUGAAGAUUGACAUGGCCAAUUUUGCCGUCAGCAGCAUUCGCCCACACUUGAUGCAGCAGUCAGUCGAAUACGAGAGGAAGAAAUUCCAGGAGAUCCUUGACAAGCAACCCAAUGCUUUGGACUUUACUCAGAAGUGGCUUCGGGACACGGCCAGUGCUCUCCUGAAUGGUGAGUGGGAAGGUGGAGCCUCAAGUGCUGGAGCUACUGCUCCCAUUCCCUCUUCGCUCCACCCCCUUAUUGUGCACAACCAUGCCUACCUACAUCUGCUCAAGUGGGACCAUGCCUCCUGCCUUUUCCCUGAGACUGUCCUGAUGGACCAGAAGCGGUUCCAAGAGAUGCAGUGGGAGCUGGAGGAGCUAACAGUAGUGGCAGCUGUCCUACUGAUUGUGUAUAAUAAUGCCGGGGCAGCCAUCUCUGGACUCCCAGGCCUUAUGGAAAGACUGAAGAGUACGGUUAGAGUUCUGCUGGCAGGGAUGCACUCUAUCACCUUCAGUGUAGAGGAGGCCUUUGCCACCAUUGCAGAGAGGAUGUGUGUGGAGGUGGAGGGAAGCCUGGCUCAGCAUGGUUUCUCCCCCUUCUCCCCUGACCAGCAGAAUGUCCUGAAGGGACAGAUCACAGCCAUCAGUCUCCCAGAAAAUUCCAUCCGCAAGCUUAUAGACUCCCGCAUCCAGACAUUCCUGCUGGGCUUCCUUGAAUCCAGCCAGCAGAGGGGUGCUGUGAACAUGCCCGGAGGCCUGGCACCCAUUCAGAGAGAGCUGGAGGAGGUAGCCAUCAAGUUCAGCCGCCUGGUAAACUACAACAAGCUGGUGUUUGCCCCAUACUACCAGAGGAUCCUUCAGGACGUGCUGAGAGAAGGGUGCUUCCCUGUGACAGGGACAUCCAUUGGACAAGGAUAGACCCUUACAGAGUUCCCCUCCAAAAGCCUGUCUCCGUAUCAAAUUUUCCAUCAAUCAGUAGAUUCAGAUCCGUUAUUACCCCUGUAAUGGAAAUGAAUGUCAAAAAGCAACAACAGAAGCACAGUAGGACACACUGUGUUUCAUAGCCCAAAUUAGUUUUCAACGCACGUGGCUGAACACCAAGAAAGUUAUUCAUUGGCAAACGUACAAGCAUGAUGCUUUUUAUGGUGUAGCGUUGGGCGCGGUGGUGACUUUUUCAACUGUUUUGAGCUUAUUCACAGUAGAAUUUUUUUUUCCCCACGCAUGGUGUGUUCAAUUUGGAAAGUUGUGUGAACAUCACAGUUUGACAGGGAAUGUAAAGGAAAGGAACCAUUUUAAUAGGUGGCCUCAGCCUUUUCAUCAAGAAAGCUUAGAUCUUUUCAUUUGGAGAGCAUUGUGUCUGAACACAAAGAUCUGUCUUGGCUCACUUUGGUCAGUUGUCCUUUCCUCUCUGUUCAGAUCGUUGGUCUACGGUGUGGUCUAUGAUGCCAAAAAGAGCAUCCCUCAUUGCAUUGUGAACAUAAAGGAAGACAGCCCUGAGAAAAUUGGGAGACCCAGAAAAGGCCCAGAGAUACUUCCAGACACACUCCGUACACUUUUUUAGCUGUGUACAAAUAUUUUAUCUUCAAAAUGAAAUGAACCAAGGCCAAAGGAAUCUUGUAUGAGAAUGGAUUCAGAUAAAAAUCUAAGUAAAUAGAAAGUAGAAAUGAAUUUACUACAGAUUAAGAUGGGAACACUAAAUUCUGAUUUUUGAGAUUCUGUUGACUUAUGUGGAUCAUGAAUACUGUGUACCAGUGCCAGGGAUGUUGACCAUUGCCUUACAGGUGGAUUUGGUGGGGUUCCAGGUAUUAAAUGUAUUACUGAAUCUUAUUACCAUUUUAGGUUCUUCCAACCGUUUCCUUGUUCAUGUUUUUGUCUUGCUACCGCAGUUCAGUGUUUUACUUCUCCGUUAUACAGAGGAACUGGAGUGAAAAUAAUGAUUUAAAGAAAAUGACGUGCACCAUUUAGACCAAGUUAGUGUAAAGAUGUAUACAAAAUACAAGGGGAAGUAGUGAGUUCUCUA
Megalops cyprinoides (Indo-Pacific tarpon) is the source of this 2892-nucleotide messenger RNA. It is a transcript of the gene tcp11l1, whose product is annotated as t-complex 11, testis-specific-like 1. The transcript has 10 exons. The record is from RefSeq and is a predicted model, not a curated record. Gene Ontology annotation, biological process: signal transduction. NCBI's taxonomy places the organism in Eukaryota, Metazoa, Chordata, Actinopteri, Elopiformes, Megalopidae. The coding region runs from base 231 to 1790 and encodes 519 amino acids.